UACACGAUGCUUAUCUUCCUGUUGGAUUGCUAACUGGAUUAGAACCUUGCAACUUGCAACUGUAUUACAAAGUGAUGCGAAUUCCGAACCGUUUGCAGCACGGUUAUUAGCAUGAAGAGAGUAUAGAUGGACACAGGCAUGCGCAAAUAUACACGGAUUCAUUGUAGUAUGUACUUUUUUAUGCCCUCUUUAUGCUAGUAACUGUCUGCAAGCGGACCAGACAGCAUCGCAGCCAAUAUAGUUACAAGAUUGUAAUCCACUUAGCAAUCCAGCAGGAAAACAAGCAUCGUGUGCCACUGGCUUUAUAUAGGUUUUACAAUAGAAGUCGUAGAGUAAACUUGUAGAAAAUUGACCAAUCAUAAUUAUUUUUCUCAUAUUCAACUGAGAUUUUAAGUUUAUUGAUUGGCUAUAGGAUAGAAAGAUCCGACAACUUCUCUUUCUUGCAGCCAAUCAAUAGGUGAAAUAACUGCCACUGGUGCAGACCAACACAGACUUGAAAUGGCAAUUAGUGCAGACUGUUACUAGUUCGCUAUCGUGUUUUUUAUAAAUAAACGAAACGUAAAUAAACGGAAAAACGAUAAUUAUAUAAAGUUUGACAAAAUAAAAUGCCGUACGCUAAUCAACCAUCGGUCCAUAUUUCGGACUUAACUGAAGAAAAUGUGAAAUUUCAAGUAGAAGAUACCGAAUUGAGCGUUGCGAAUAGCAUGAGGCGUGUCUUUAUCGCCGAAACUCCGACUAUGGCUAUUGAUUGGAUACAACUGGAAGCCAAUUCUACUGUUUUGAGUGACGAAUUCUUGGCACAUAGGAUUGGGAUGAUACCAUUGAUCAGUGAUGAUGUAGUCGAUAGAAUACAGUAUACAAGAGACUGCCAGUGCAUGGAUUUCUGUCCAGAAUGUAGUGUGGAAUUCACUCUAGAUGUUAAAUGUACUGAAGAACAAACUAGGCAUGUAACUACUGCAGAUUUCAAGUCAAGUGAUCCUAGAGUGCUACCUGUCACAUCCAGACACAGAGAAGACGAUGCAAGCGAAUAUGGAGAAACAGAUGAAAUUUUGAUAGUAAAAUUAAGAAAAGGACAGGAAUUAAAACUUAGGGCAUAUGCAAAGAAAGGUUUUGGAAAGGAACAUGCAAAGUGGAAUCCGACCGCUGGUGUAAGCUUCGAGUAUGAUCCUGAUAAUACUAUGAGACAUACUUUAUUUCCUAAAGCGGACGAAUGGCCCAAAUCAGAAUAUAGUGAAUUAGAAGAGGAUCAAUAUGAAGCCUCAUUUAAUUGGGAAGCUAAACCGAACAAAUAUUACUUCAAUGUGGAGAGCAGCGGAGCCUUGAAACCCGAAAACAUCGUCAUGAUGGGGAUUGCAGCGUUAAAAAAUAAAUUAUCGAAUCUGCAGACACAAUUAAGUCAUGAAGUGCAAAGCGAUGCGUUGAGCAUCCAUCAUUAGAAAUAGAUUUCAUCUUGAUGUUUACUUAUAAAAUUAUAUAUCUUAUGUCAUAUUUUGUAAAAUAAAAUAAGAAC
Molecule: messenger RNA, 1510 nt
Organism: Acromyrmex echinatior (Panamanian leafcutter ant)
Lineage: Eukaryota; Metazoa; Arthropoda; Insecta; Hymenoptera; Formicidae
Gene: RpII33
Product: RNA polymerase III subunit RpII33
Biological process (GO): transcription by RNA polymerase II
Cellular component (GO): RNA polymerase II, core complex
Molecular function (GO): protein dimerization activity
Source: RefSeq, a predicted model, not a curated record